AUGUCAAAAGAGCAGAACGUCUCUGAGUCGGGUAGAGAGGGCAAUUCCCAGCCAGAAAUACCCUCUGCUCCUUCAGGGGAGCAGUCAGUGGGUCCCGGGCUUUCCACCUCAUGUCUCACCAUAGAAAAUGUGAAGAAGCUACAAGAGGACUACCCUGCGGCUAAAUCUUCCCUGGCAAGACAGUCAGUAGAAGCCUAUCUUCAGCAGAGUCAUUUGCUUGGCACGGAGCAUGAGCACAGUCGGGAGGGGAGAACAGAGCCACGUUUGCCCGAGGAGAAAGAAUCCCAGGACAGGUCAUUCAGCCCUUUGGGAGAAGAAAGAGCUGAGAUUGACACGGAGAUCUUGGAAAAGAUUUCAAGCCCAGAUUUCCAGACAAGAUCUCUGACCUCUUCAGCUCCUGAGACAAAGAAACGUGAAUUUGCAGAUUUGGAGACGCAGACGGAAUGGAGUUACUCCUCCAUAUCUCUGGAUUUGUGUGAGCAAGUGGACUCUUCGGAGGAAGGCAUGGCUGAGAUGGUGCUGGAAGCUUACCUCAAGGCCGAAGAUCAUUACAUCACCCACCACUGCAGAUUCUGUGAAUUUUGCACGGCUGCCCUAAAGCCCUUUCCGACGCCAGAAGAACUGGAAGAGAAGCCUGAAAGAAUGGAGUCUGUUCCCUGUUGCAGGACCUACAAGGACAUUUUGCAGUCCGUGAUACAGGAUCUCAUGGAAGCGCAGUACGUGGAAGGAGGAAUCGACAUCACUCCUCAUCGCCACCUCUCGCAAAGCUUGGUGAACAGCAGGACCAAAAACCACCUCUUGGAAGAGCUUGAAGGGUAUGGGAUUGAGAACUACAAGGAAGUCUUUGAGCAAUAUAUCAUGCUUGGCCCAUGUGUCAAAAUCGGAUACAAAUUGUCCAACCACGCACCCAAACCUCGCCCCGUUCGUGUUAAGAAACGUCCAAAAGUCAAAGAAUUACUGAAAUUAGACAUGGACUUCAAGCCGGAGCAAGCAAAGAUUUGCCACCCUGUCAAUCCUGUGAAAAGAUACUACCCCGAUGGAAAGAUAUUCUACCUUCUCCUGCCAGAUGGAACUGGCCAGGUUUAUUACCCAUCGGGAAAUAUUGCUAUCCUCAUUACCUAUUUAAAGGAUGUUCAGUUCACAUACAUCGUUCUAGCGGACAGACCUAACAGCCGCCUUAUAGCGUUCUUCAGCAACCAGGGAUACGUCGGGUGUUACCACCUCAACGAAAAGCUCAGGCUCCACAUGGACCUUUGCUGGGGCCACUCCUUUGAUGACAAGGGGCUUCAACAGAAACGCUGGAACUGGUGGGACGCCACGCGCCACGUUCACGCCCCUCCGUUCCAGCCCAUCGUGAUCCCAUUCAAUGUGUAUGUCCAGGUGAAGGUCGACGCCCAGGACCAGAUUUUCCUAACGUUCACUAAGCUCCAUAACUGCAUCCGCCUGAAUGUGGGCGCCCGGCUAAAAUUGAAAGACCCUGCCAUGCUGCCCUUCCUCAUGUCGUCGGGAAUCCAGAAGCCGCCCAUCAGCCAAGCCAAGGCCCUGCAGAUCAAAAUGCUCUUAGCGAAACUGCGCAAAGGACUGAACCCGACGUGCGAUGACGCUCCACCUGAGCAGAAGGUGCACAUAGAUACCGUGGCCUUGAUGAUCAAUCGCUUACAGCGCUGGAGGCAGAAAAAGUUAUUCGAGCAAAAUAAAUGA
Euleptes europaea (tarantolino) is the source of this 1701-nucleotide messenger RNA. RefSeq names its product glutamate rich 6B (gene ERICH6B). The transcript has 12 exons. Bases 1 to 1701 code for a protein of 566 amino acids. NCBI's taxonomy places the organism in Eukaryota, Metazoa, Chordata, Lepidosauria, Squamata, Sphaerodactylidae. The record is from RefSeq and is a predicted model, not a curated record.